Molecule: messenger RNA, 1026 nt
Organism: Euleptes europaea (tarantolino)
Lineage: Eukaryota; Metazoa; Chordata; Lepidosauria; Squamata; Sphaerodactylidae
Gene: UNG
Product: uracil DNA glycosylase
Exons: 7
Coding region: 1-1026 (341 amino acids)
Biological process (GO): base-excision repair; base-excision repair, AP site formation via deaminated base removal
Cellular component (GO): nucleus; mitochondrion
Molecular function (GO): uracil DNA N-glycosylase activity
Source: RefSeq, a predicted model, not a curated record
AUGAUCGGACAGAAGACGCUGCUCUCCUUUUUUUCGGCCGGGCCCGGCAAGAAGCGGAGCCGCUCGCCGGAACCGGGCAAGACCGCUGAGUUAUUGUGGUUCUUGUUUUGGUCCCCGCUCAUGGCUGUUUCUGCCCGAGCUCUGGCCUCCCUGACGCAGCUUCCUUUGUCCUCUCCUUCCCUCCUGUUCCAUGGAUUCUUCCUUGGUUUUUUCCAGGCCUGCUCUCCCAAGAGGUCAAAGUCUGAUACCUCCUCCCCGCGGUCUCCUCCUCUGAGCCCGGAGCAGCUAGAACGGAUCCGCAGGAACAAAGAGGCGGCGUUGCAAAGACUCGCUGCCCGCGCUAACAGCCUCGUCCCCUCGGAAAUCGGGCACAGCUGGAGGGUCUCGCUGACUGGGGAGUUCUCCAAGCCCUAUUUCUCCCAGCUAAUGGCCUUUAUUGCUGAAGAGCGCAAGCGUUACUCUGUCUACCCACCCCCACAUCAAGUCUUCACCUGGACCCAGUUGUGCGAUAUCCAUGAUGUGAAAGUUGUCAUCUUGGGCCAGGACCCUUAUCAUGGGCCCAGUCAAGCGCAUGGCCUCUGCUUCAGCGUCCAGAGGCCAGUGCCGCCUCCCCCCAGCCUAGAAAAUAUUUACAAAGAGCUUGAGACAGACGUGGAAGACUUUUCUCAUCCAGGCCACGGAGACUUGACAGGAUGGGCCAAACAAGGAGUCCUUUUGCUCAAUGCUGUCCUCACAGUUCGAGCGCACCAAGCCAAUUCUCACAAGGAGAAGGGGUGGGAGCAGUUCACAGAUGCGGUGGUGUCCUGGCUGAACAAAAACCUGGACGGGCUAGUCUUCAUGCUUUGGGGAGCCUAUGCUCAGAAGAAAGGCAGCACUAUCGACCAAAAACGUCACCAUGUCUUGAGGACGGUCCACCCUUCACCCCUUUCUGUGCACAGAGGCUUCUUUGGCUGUAAGCAUUUCUCCAAAACAAAUGAAUUGCUGCAAAAAUCUGGGAAGGAGCCCAUUGACUGGAGAGCGCUUUGA